This is a messenger RNA of Botrytis sinoallii, 3027 nucleotides long. RefSeq lists its product as uncharacterized. Gene Ontology annotation, biological process: post-transcriptional tethering of RNA polymerase II gene DNA at nuclear periphery; protein import into nucleus; regulation of DNA-templated transcription. Lineage: Eukaryota; Fungi; Ascomycota; Leotiomycetes; Helotiales; Sclerotiniaceae. The coding region runs from base 1 to 3027 and encodes 1008 amino acids. Gene Ontology annotation, molecular function: structural constituent of nuclear pore. The transcript has 7 exons. Gene Ontology annotation, cellular component: nuclear pore outer ring; nuclear pore. The record is from RefSeq and is a predicted model, not a curated record.
AUGGCGCCCAUGUCAACGCGCAAUUCUACGAUGAACAAUUACACAAAUGGAUUAGAUGUACCAAGGUCUCAGAAUCACCGUGAAGGAAGUUGGCAAAUGAUAGCUCAGGAACCAAGAUUUGAAAGAGAACUUUCUGAAGACCCUUCUUCUUACGAUGGAAUGUCGCGCUAUGGAGAAGAGCAAGAGCAAGAGCGAAUUGAAUAUGAAAAACCAGAUAUGGUAGAAAGUUCUGGAGAAACAGAAGCUGUCUUAUACCCCCUUCAAGAUGCUGCGAAUCGAGUCGGAAAUGAGGUGGAGAAGUUUGCGGAAUUUCUUGAUGGUUACGAUCCUUUAAGGGUGACUGAUGGGGAUGAGAGACGAGAGAUGGCAUUCGAUUUGAUUGAGCUUUAUCAUAGAACUGCUCUCGAUACAUUAGACCGUUUACGAGAUCGCCAUGAGUCCGAACGCCGAAGAAUGGAGGGUUUGAGUUGGAGAAAGAAGAUGAGAGGUUUCAAAAUCACGCAAGAUACUGAUGAAGUGGAUAUGGAAAACUCGGACGAGGAAGAAGAGUUUAUAAUAAAUUCCAGAACAACAGUGAAGGAUCUGAUUAGAUGGGAGCAGGAGGCGCAAACUUGGGACCUUUUGAGAAGAUUGGCACACUUACGAUUUCCCGGACCAGAUAACGGAAAAGAAUUCGAACCUCAACAAACACCUUUAAAUCAGUAUUCGAGUGAACGAGAAGCUUGGGAUCAUUUUCUACAGACAGAUAAUCUUGCGCUGGAACGAAAAACUGUGCUUCGAUGGCUUCAGGAUACGGCCGAGGAAUCGGGGGAAGAAAUCGACGUCUUAGUUCAGGAUUUACAGCAAAACGCGGAGAGGGGAGAUAUCAUCGCGCAUGGUUGGUUACACACCAGGGCAGCUAUCAAGCUUCAGAAAAAUCAACACUCUUGGCCUCGAACUGUCGACCUCAAUUCUAAUGAAACCCAAAAAAUGAUGUGGAAUGCAACCAAAACUGAACCUCUAGUCACCCAGCUGGAUCCUGAUUCCGUAACCCGUCAAGGCCGAAAGCUGGAGGUACAAGACGAAUAUUUCGAGCGCGCCAUUUGGUUGGGGUGUUAUCAAAUGCUCCGUCGAGGCAGAAGCCCAGCCGAAAUCAGAGAAUGGUGUAUGGAUCGAACCGAAGUAUGGAGAGCAGUUAGCAUGUCUGGGCUACCGGAUGAAAAGUCAUUGGAAGAUGAUGAUGAAGGGGACAUUGCAUCUGGUGCUCUUUGGCGUCGCAUGUGUUUUGCACUUGCACGAAAAGGCGGCAAUGAUGAGUACGAGCGAGCAGUAUACGGUAUUCUCUCUGGUGACAUCUCGAGCGUCGAACCUGUUUGUCAAUCAUGGGAUGACUUAAUUUUCACACAUUACAAUGCCUUGUUGAGAACACAAUUCGACAACUACAUUCAGUCGGGACCACAGCUUUUGAUGAAUGGAACUUUGGGCUUUGGAGCACUUGACGCUGUUGUACUUCACGGGGAUAACGCGAUCGCUGGGAAACGACUGGUAGAAAGCUUAAAGACAGAUUCUCGAACUGCAGGUGAAAGCUCACACCCAAUGAAAUUGCUUCAAGGUGUGUUGAUUGGAGAGCAAUUUGCGGACUUCAUCUAUCAACAAGGUCUGGCACUAUCAAAAUUUGCGAACGCCGAGACCACCUCAAACUUAAUACCUCCAACGAAUGAACAACCUAAAGACCAGGACGUCACCAAUUAUGUCAAUUUGGGUGAUCACGACAGUUUGCGAGUUUUCACUCAUGCUAUCCUCAUCUUCAGAGGUCUUGGGCUAGACUUGGGUGGUGUACUUAAGGAGUCAGUCAUUGAAAACGUGAUCGUUGCGUACAUCAGCUUCUUGCGUCUUGCCAAUAAAGGGGAGCUCAUACCACUAUAUUGUUCACAACUCUCCGGAGCAAGAAGAUACGCCACACUUAGUCGUACUUUGAUUGAUAUUACAGAUCAUGAACAACGGGUCACCCAAAUCAGAUUGAUGAGAGAGCUUGGAUUGGAUGUUCAACAAUUUGUGAAUUACCAGUCAAGAUUCCUUCUCUCAGACCAUCCUGAUGGAGCUAAAGAUUAUCCUUCACCUAAGGAGUUUCAAGUAUUAAAAGAUGAUGGCAAAGGAGGCAAGACAAUAAAGAGAGAUUUUAUGGGAUCGGAUUCCGAGACCCUCGAUAGGAUUGACCUUCUACUCAUUAGAAGUUUAGAGUGGUAUCUACUUGUGGAUGGACUUUGGUCUGAGACAUUCAUGGUUGGCAGGAUGCUAUAUCAACGGUUUUAUAAAAAUAUGCAUCUUCACGCCGCCUUCCAUUUAUCCCAAAGAAUUUCAAGUUCUGAAAUCGCAUUGAGUAAAACUCGAGCAUUAUUGGGCGAGAGCCUCGAUUUCACAGGCUUGGAGUCUGAAGACAAUGAAGAUCUGACUGAAGUUCUUGAUGGCUCAGCAGAUAAAAAGCGAUACCUUAAAAAGUAUAUGGUUGAGCAAGCAAAGAGCUUUCGAGAACUCGAAACAUUGGCCUUGACUUUAGAUCGCAUAGAGAGCGCAUGGGGUCUAUACUUUCUCAUGCAAGAGGCCACCGAAAUUUCAAUCAUCAAAGACUUCAAGCGGGCCUUAGCCCAAAGCCUUCCAAUAGCUAAACUUUGUGCAGACCCGUUGCUUAGUGGGUGGUUGACAACAAGUCUACAAGAUCAACCUGAAUUCGCAAGAUUACGAGAAACCUAUCUUCCUGAGACUAUUUUGGCUUGGAUCGCAACAUUACAGAUGGCUGGACCUAUGUUGACACGUGAUUACUUGAUGGUUUCUAUGGAUCUAGCUACUAUUAUUGCUGCCGAGAAUUCCGAUCUAUUGGAACUCUUCUCGAAAACCGGAAGAAUGCCAGAACUUGUAAAUGCUCUCGCCUCAUCAAGUAAAGAACUUCUCAUCAUGUCAAGCAACAGCAAGAGAAGUACAACCUCGAAAAAUAGCAAGAAGAUGAAGGAAAGAGGAUGGACGACGGAAUUGUGGAACGUCAAGCCAUAG